Triplophysa dalaica is the source of this 1491-nucleotide messenger RNA. RefSeq names its product MID1 interacting protein 1b (gene mid1ip1b). The record is from RefSeq and is a predicted model, not a curated record. Gene Ontology annotation, biological process: regulation of lipid biosynthetic process. Gene Ontology annotation, cellular component: cytosol. The transcript has 2 exons. The coding region runs from base 394 to 837 and encodes 147 amino acids. NCBI's taxonomy places the organism in Eukaryota, Metazoa, Chordata, Actinopteri, Cypriniformes, Nemacheilidae.
UGAAUAUUCAUAAGCACCGUAGCGCUCCACGCCUCGCCCACCCACUGUCGGUUACUGGAUGAAUGUUAUCUUUCCGCGACUUUAUCGUCAGUUAUCGUUUUCAUUGGACUUUGUCAGCCGUUUCCGCGUUUAAGGGACACCAAGGUCACAUUUUAUCCGGUGACGCUGCACGCGAAGUGUUUGAUUGACGUACGGAGGCCCCGCCCUGGCUUUAAACCCACCUGCGCUACUCAGCUGAACCGCACAAUCCCUCAGGGCUUUAAGUCCGGUUUAUCAUUUGGUUAAACCACCUGUUCUAUCUGGACCAUCCAGCCCAAGUAUAACCAGCUUACAUCAUCUUGUUUGCAAGCUCCCCGGGUCAACGUUUCCGAAAGACGGAUCUCUACCGCAAAGAUGAUGCAAAUACUUGAUUCUCACAACCAAAAGAACUCCCUCUUCAACGCCAUGAACCGGUUUAUUGGUGCCGUGAACAACAUGGACCAGACGGUGAUGGUGCCAAGUUUGUUGAGGGACGUCCUGUUGGAGCAGGAGGACGAGAAGGAGAUGAAUUCUUUCCACAACGGAGACAUGUACGGCUCAUACGUUCUCCUCAAAUCGAUCAGGACCGACAUCGAAUGGGGCGUGCUGCAAGCCGACGAAAGACGCAAGGAUAAGCACGGCGCGACGACGGCGACCCUGGACGUGGCGCGCGUCGAGCCGGACGACGAGAACUUGGAGAAGUUGUUUCGUUUUCACCUAAGCGGAUUGCACACGGUACUGGCGAAGCUCACCCGAAAAGCGAACACUUUGACGAAUAGGUACAAGCAGGAAAUCGGCAUCGGAGGAUGCGGGAAUUGAAACGAUGUUUAAAGCGCACGCGCACGAGAGGGUGCGCGCCGGGAUCGCAGCCAAAACCCCGUUGACUUCUACUCAUCUUUCCCAUCUCUCUGGACGGGAAAAUAAUGACUUGUAGUGCACGCGAUGCCGGUUUACAAGCACCCUCGAUGUCCCCGAUAUUGGUUGCACAAUCUGGAUAUUAUUGCCUUGUAGACUUGUCAAAUUAAAACGCGGCUUUAUUUAAGAAUACACGUAAGCAAGCACUGUAAAGUAUAGCAAGCAUUUUACAUGAAGGUCCCUUAGUAUCUUUACAUUACAAUGAGAUUGUAACGCAUCAAUGUAAAAUCUCUUAUCGUGUAUUUUGAAAGCACAUUAUUGCGCCAAAGUUUCGGAAAUUCAAUGAGAUGGUGCAGGGUGACGUCAUAAUUAAUGAAAUGGAAUCGCAUGAAGCUUCUGUUUGUCUAUAUAGAAUGUUGACGGAUUCCAGGAGAUUGCGUCACAUCCGGUAGUCUAACCCAAAACAUUGCGCUCUGUCGUGUAUUUUUUCUAACAUGGGUCAAGAAAAUAAACGUUUUGGUAAUAUGUGUCAAAAUCGUUGAUUCGGACUGUGUGAUGCUUAACUGUAUCUAUUAUCUCCCCUUUAAACCUUUAAUAAAGUUGAAAUGGUUUAUAGCG